AAUAAGUGAUUGCAGGCUUUUAAAGUAAAAAUUCGUAGCGCCCACUUUAGACGUGUCAACGGUUAAACCAAAUUAAAAGAAAAAAACACGAUCGCGAAAAAGAUCUAAAACAAAUCAAACGGGAUUUACGCAUCUACUUGAAUUGAUACCAAAGAAAUAAUAAUAAAAAAAAUAUAUAAAAAUUUAAUCGGUUAGAAAACCUAGCAGCUAAAUGAAGAGUAAUUUGGUAAAUGUUUCGGGUGAUUAACAGCAAUUUAAAGUCAAGUGUGUUAAUUUUGAAAAAAAUACAAAAAAGUCAUUAUUAAUUUGUUUAUGGAAUUUAUUAGACAUAUUGAGAAUUUUUAUGGCAGCAAAUUAAAAACAUACUUCAGUAAUUAAUAAAAUAAUAAACAAAUAAUUAAGUUUAAAAAAAAAGAAACCAAACCAUUAAUGUUGCUAUAAUUUGAAAAUAAAGGAUUAAAAAGCAAUUUUCAUUUAAGAAAUAGAUCAAAAAGCUAUUAGAAUUGAAAAAAAGUAAAUAAUUUUGAAAAUAAAAUUGUUUAGAUAGUGUUUUAAUUAUUAAAUAAUAUUUGAAACACAAAAAUAUGACCAAUUAUAAUCCAAAUUGUGGUUAUUAUGAGGAUUAUGGUUCCGGCUAUUAUACCACCACCACCACUAACCCCUCAGCAGUGGCGGCCUCAGCCAAUAAUAUUUAUCAACAGGAUUAUUAUAUGCAACAGGAUUAUGAAUACAAACAUGGUUAUGACCUCUUUGAUGCCAAAGUACCAUCAUCGCAGCGAUCUUCCGGUUUCCACAUAUCGGACAUUUUGAAUCUAGAAAAUUCCGAACUCAAACACAGUGUGGUGCAUCCCUCCGGUCAUCCCCAAGAUAUUUCCCAUCAUCAUACCUCCGAUGCCAAUAGCAAUCAUUUAACCUCUCCCUCCCUAAAUGGCGACUCAACGCAUUUAACGGCUAACGUUAAUCAUGGCAGCGUUUUGGCUGACAAUAACGGCUCAAAUGCAGCCUCGGCUGCUUCAGCCGCCGUUAGUGCUUCGGCCCAGGCUCAGGCAGCCGCUCAAUUUAUAGCCAGCCAUAAUGCAGCAGCAGCAGUGGCGGCAGCCGGCCAAUAUUUACCCAAAAAUUUCCCCAAUGGUUUCAACGAUGACAUGUCCUCGUAUCAUAUAGCCCACACAAUGCUGACGCAUUCAGGGCGAUCGCCAUGGAUCAAGGAAAAUGAUUUAUACGGCGUCCAACAACCUGCCAGUCCCGACAGUACCUCACCCGUUAACUCUGAAGUUUCCUACACCUACAUCGGUUCCAAUUGCCAAACCUCUCCCGCCUUAUCCGGUGACUACAAAACCUACAGCCGUUCAGCCGAUAGUGAUGCUCUGUCCGUCGGCGGAGGUGAUAACAACAAUCUGCAUCAUUUGCAUCAACAGCAAAACAAUGGCCAUCUUAUGAAACCCAAUACCGAUAGCAAUAACAGUGCUGGCGGCAAUUCCUCCAAUCCCCAUGAUGACAGUUUAAUUGAGGACGGCAUUGAGGAGGAAAUCGAUGAUGAAAACGAUCAAGAUGGCAGUAAUACCGGCACCGGGGCCGAUGGUCUGCCCAAUAAGAAAAGAAAACGUCGAGUUUUAUUCACCAAGGCCCAAACCUAUGAGCUGGAAAGACGUUUCAGGCAACAGCGUUAUCUGUCCGCCCCCGAACGUGAACAUUUGGCCAGUUUAAUAAGACUCACACCCACCCAAGUGAAAAUCUGGUUCCAGAAUCAUCGCUACAAAACGAAACGCGCACAAAAUGAAAAGGGCGUCUAUGAACAACAUCCUGCUUUACAUGGUCAUCAUCAUCAUCCCUCGGCCUUGCCCUCGCCCCGCCGUGUAGCCGUGCCCGUGCUGGUGCGCAAUGGCAAACCCUGUCUCAGUGAUGGCUCUAAAUUGCCGCAGGACUGUGUAACCGCUUCUAUGCAAAAUGCCGCAGCUGCCCAUCAUUUGGUGUUGGCCAAUGGGGCAGCUUAUCAGCAUGCAGCGGCGGCAGCCGCAGCAGGCAUGCAUGCCGCCCAUGCCCAUCAAAGGGCCUGGUGGCAUUAGAAAUUAAAGGAAUUUUUCACUCAAACUAGACAAAUUUAGGAGAAACAAAGCUGCUGGGUGGCCUUAAUUAACAAAUCAAAAGUUAUUAAAAGAAACUUUGAGAACAGGGCCCCUUUUACCACAAACAGAAAAAUUCCUUAAAAAUCGAAAACAAGAAUUUUAAAAAUUCAUUUUUAAGCUACCAAAAAAAAAACAAACAAACAAAAUUAAAGCAAUAAAUUUUACCAAACAAACGGCAUUUUAGAAGCAACUCGAAUAAUCAACAAUUUGGACAAUAAAAAUCUUUAAUAAAAAAUUAAAAAACAAAAAUAAAUUGCAGCAAUUUUAUUUUUGUGAAAAAUCAAUUUUAAAACAAAUAAUUGUAUAUAUUUUAGCCACAAUUUCUUUAACAAAAAACCAUGUAUAAAUUCCUUUCUUUUAUUUUCGUAAAUAUUGAAAUCCUGUAAAUUUCCUAGCUUUUAAGUUUAAAGACAAACCUUAAUAAAAAUCACAAAAAAAAACAAAUUAUAGAA
This is a messenger RNA of Calliphora vicina (urban bluebottle blowfly), 2578 nucleotides long. RefSeq names its product homeobox protein vnd-like. Bases 585 to 2066 code for a protein of 493 amino acids. Gene Ontology annotation, cellular component: nucleus. Gene Ontology annotation, molecular function: DNA-binding transcription factor activity, RNA polymerase II-specific; RNA polymerase II cis-regulatory region sequence-specific DNA binding. Gene Ontology annotation, biological process: regulation of transcription by RNA polymerase II; cell differentiation. The transcript is spliced from 3 exons. NCBI's taxonomy places the organism in Eukaryota, Metazoa, Arthropoda, Insecta, Diptera, Calliphoridae. The record is from RefSeq and is a predicted model, not a curated record.